This is a messenger RNA of Camelina sativa (false flax), 735 nucleotides long. Its product is annotated as protein LURP-one-related 10. The record is from RefSeq and is a predicted model, not a curated record. NCBI's taxonomy places the organism in Eukaryota, Viridiplantae, Streptophyta, Magnoliopsida, Brassicales, Brassicaceae.
AAGAAUAAUAAUCACAAAGAAACAAAACGAUCGCCAUUUUGGUUAGAGAACACACAAAACAAAAAUGGCGAUCGUGAGUCCCAAUUUCUGUGCACCCUACCCAAUAGAGUUGGGGAUCGUACGCAAGGUGAUGACUAUAACAGAUGGUAACUUCACCGUCACCGACGCCAACGGCAAUCUCCUUUUCAAGGUCAAAGAACCUUUGCUUAGCCUCAGCGACAAACGGGUUUUGUUGGACGCAUCAGAUAACCCUAUCUUGACUCUCCGAGAAAAUAAGGUGAGCUUGCAUGAUAGGUGGCAAGUAUUUAGAGGAAAAAGUACGAGCCAGAGUGAUCUAGUAUACACAUUGAAACGAUCGUCGAUGAUUCAAAUUAUGAAGCCAAAACUAGACAUUUUCUUGGCUCAAAAUAAAGAAAUGAAGGUAUGCGACUUCCAUGUCAAAGGAAGUUGGAUCGACCGGUCAUGUGUCGUUUACGCCGGCAAAUCUGAUGUCAUUGUUGCUCAGAUGCACAAGAAACAUACCGCACAAAGCAUAUUAAUUGGGAAGAGUAAUUUCUCGGUUACGGUCUAUCCGAAUGUUGACUUUGCCUUUAUAGUCUCUCUCAUUGUAAUUCUCGAUGACAUUAACAAGGAAGAUUCCGAAGACUAAAAUUAUUUUUCCCAGCAAAAUUAUUUUGUGCGUUGCAAAUACUUGAAGUGAUAUAUAAUACUGUGAUAUCAUUUUUUAUUAUUUUU